CACUGCUUCCACGCCAACAUCACAGCAGAGGCAGUAUACAGCUGACUGUGGACGGGUUAAUACACAGUCUCGCAAAGUGGUGUGUUUGAUAUCAACUAUAAGUUUGGAAAAAAAAUCUCAGUUUGGUUUCUAGAACAUCAUGUGUCUCUCCGUAUGCUAUCACGAGUGACAUACGAGUGACUGAGUUGGCACCGCAGGAGGGAUUAACAGUGCCGGAGAUUGACACUCCCCAAGGAACGGUAAACGUGUAGAGGGUGCCAGGUGCCAGUGUCAGUGCCAGUGACCCUCCAGAACAACCAGAAAAGUAGAACUAGUGUCGCCACAGAACCUACAAGAUGAGUGCGAAUUCCUGGUACCGACGCUAUGUGUGGAACUACAAGGGAAACCGAGAGUAUACCAAGAGUGGUUACGAUUAUGCCAAGACCAGAUUCGUGGCAGAGGACCUGGAUGUUGAUUGCAGUGAUCGUCAUUAUGUCAUAACAGGUUCCAACAGUGGCAUUGGUUUCGAGAUCGCUCAAGAAGUGGCGCGUCGGGGCGGAGUUCUGCACAUGGUUUGCCGCAAUUUCGAGGCAGCCAAGAAAGCGCGCUCCGAUAUCAUUACCUCAACUGGUAAUGAUAAAAUCCACCUGCACACAGUGGACCUCAGUCGCCCCCGAGAGGUGCUGGCCUGGGCGAAGGAAUUCGCCGCUACCCACGACAGGCUUCACGUUCUUAUAAACAACGCCGGAUGCAUGAUCCACGAACGCCGUCUGGAUGAAGACGAGAUUGAAUAUAACUUCGCCGUUAAUACGCUGACUGUUCACAUAAUGGUCACGAUGCUGUUGCCGCUGUUGCAGAGGAGCGAAGAUGCGCGUGUUAUAAACGUCAGCUCAGCCGGUAUGUUGUGCGUGAAGUUGGAUCCUCAUGACCUCAUGCACGAGAGUAUGGAACCGUUCAAUGGAACACUUGUCUACUCCCAGAACAAGAGGCAGCAGGUGGUAAUGACGCUGUGGUAUGCGCAAAGGUACGAUAAGAUACAUUUCUCGAGCAUGCACCCUGGCUGGGCAGACACUGUGGCUGUGCGCACUUCCAUACCCCAGUUCUAUGAAAUGAUGAAGGACAACCUGCGGACGGCGGCGGAGGGCGCGGACACCGCCGUGUGGCUGGCCAUCUCCAAGGCCGCCCUCAAGCACCCCAGCGGCCUUUUCUUCCAGGACCGCGAGCCCGUGUCGGUGCAUCUCCCUCUGGCAUGGACCAAGUCUUCCAUUGAGGAUGAGAACCUCUUCAUGACCAAAGUGGAGGAACUCUUCCAGAAAAUCUCGACUCCAAAAACUGAGGAACCCGCGCAGAGUCAAGCGACCGUCGCGCCUGUUCAGGAAUCGGCGACUCCACCUGAAGUAAAACCUGAGGAGCCAGUUGAGGCACCCAAGGCGGAAGCACCGAAACCCGAAGAAUCAGUUGAGGAACCCAAGACAGCACCACCAGAAGCUGAAGAACCGGUAGAAGAACCCAAAACAGAAGCCCCAAAACCUGAAGAACUCAAGACCGAAGCGCCAAAACCUGAAGAACCGGUUGAAGAACCAGCAGCCCUUAAAACCGAAGAACCUCAGAGUGCGCCAGAACCAAAACCCGUAGAGCCAGUUGAGGAACCCAAGACGGAAGCACCAAAACCCGAAGAGCUAGUGGAGGAGCCCAAAAGUCCAGCAGCACUUAUAAAUGAAGAACCCCAGAUUGCGCCAGAACCGCAGAAGCAGGAAAAGGAAGAACUUGUAAACUUCGAGGAAACAGUAGGUUCAAAUGUUCAGACAGAAGCAGAAAGACCAGCUGUGACAACACCCCCAGCCAUGGUGACGUGUGAAGGUCCAGUUGUAUCAACCACUGUGACUGAGGACACCGUCGCGUCUACAGAUGAAAUCCUAUCUAAUUUGACCGACAAAUGUACUCUUGAAGACGUACCACCAGCUGCGGUAGAUGAAACCCCAGUAGAGCAAAGUCCAUCGGCUGAAGUGGAAGAAACCCCAGGAGCUGGGGUGGAGAAAACGCCAUCUCUCGAAGUGGAAGAAACCCCAGGGGCUGCCGUAGAGAAAACGCCAUCAGCUGAAAUGGAAGAAAUCUCGGGAGCUUCAGCAGAUACGAAACCGGCAGCUGAAGCAGAGAAAACAGCAGAAAUUACAGAUCAUCAGCAAUCCUUGGAAUAGAGCCACGGUACACCUAUGGAAAUUGUAACCGAAACACAUUCUUAACCUUAGGUUCUGAUAGGCAUGAUACAAUUACAAGUAUGAUUGUUGUUAAAGUAAGAUCCAGUAUAAUGGUACCAAUUGUUUAACUUAGUUAUAAUGCUUGAAUAUCAGUCUAGAUCGUGCCAUACAAAUAUCCUUAAAACUAAUAAAUUACUGUUGACUUAAUGAAGCAUUUGUAUCUUAUAAUAUAACUGAAAUAUACUGUAGUUAAAUAUUCUUAAUUAGAUCAUAAAACUAGACUGUAAACUGUCAUGCCCAUUUAUACCUUAGUAAAUAAGGAUAUAAAUUCUCAGGGGAAGUGUAAAACCAGUCAGUCUGCCAGCUUUAGUAUAUUCCUAUCACGAUUGGAUAGACAGCAUAUGCGUUUAUUUUGAAUUGGCUUAACCUCAGAAAAAAUAUUGCUGUAGAUGAUUGCAUAAAAAUAGUUAUUAUUCCCCAAAUUAUGACCAUGCUUCGCCAAUUUUAUAAUUGUCUUGAUGCCAAAGUGUCUUUAUUGCAGGUGAUUGCAAUGUAGUUAGAAGUAGGUAAUAAAGAAGUGCCUGUCCGUAUUGCAAAAAAUGCUAUAGAUGAAGUUUUAGAGCAUUAGGAUAGCAUAACCAUCAGUGUGUGUAUAUCUUCUGUCUAUAUAAACGUAUGUAAACCCUGCUAUAGUCAAGAUUUUAAGUUUAUUUAGCCAUUUCUUCAUUUAAGUAGGCGUUACUUUAUUUUUAGAAAACUGUCUGUGAUUGUGGGUUGUGCUUUUAUUAUUAUUAUUAUAUUUUGUUUCCGUAUUUGUCUUACAAAAUACUUGAGAAAGAUGUAGAAAACCGCUCUUGAUUUCUAUCAUAAAAAAAUAGAUCUUACACUUGGACCCAGGUAUCUCUAAAGUGUUUUGGAGCGUAUGUGAAUACCCACAAAGUCUGAGCACAACGCUGCAUAGAUAUACACAGGAAGGGUAUACGAGUAUGCGCAAACGUGUAUUUAACCUGAUAGAUUUGGCAACAACUUUCUGGCUUGUGUGUUUACCAAAGUUAAAACUCUUUGUCCUCUAACCGUUUCUUAUGCCAGGUGUUGUGCCAUUUAUAAUGUAUAUUUUAUUUUGCAUUUACUACCGAUUGCAUUGUAUUUCAUUAUGUAUGUUCUGAUGUAACUGUUAAUAAAAGUAUAAUUACA
This is a messenger RNA of Penaeus indicus, 3371 nucleotides long. RefSeq names its product dehydrogenase/reductase SDR family member 12-like. Bases 336 to 2177 code for a protein of 613 amino acids. The transcript is spliced from 9 exons. The record is from RefSeq and is a predicted model, not a curated record. NCBI's taxonomy places the organism in Eukaryota, Metazoa, Arthropoda, Malacostraca, Decapoda, Penaeidae.